Acromyrmex echinatior (Panamanian leafcutter ant) is the source of this 1224-nucleotide messenger RNA. Its product is annotated as putative RNA methyltransferase CG11342. Gene Ontology annotation, molecular function: O-methyltransferase activity; RNA methyltransferase activity. The record is from RefSeq and is a predicted model, not a curated record. Gene Ontology annotation, biological process: negative regulation of pre-miRNA processing. NCBI's taxonomy places the organism in Eukaryota, Metazoa, Arthropoda, Insecta, Hymenoptera, Formicidae. Gene Ontology annotation, cellular component: cytoplasm.
GUCUUUUCUGCAACCGUUUGUGUUUGUUCGAUUUUACUUCACCCGGUAUCAAUAUCCUGUAUCGAACGGUCAAUGAGAUGAUGGGAUGCAGAAGUGUGUCUUGAAUCGCCGGAAACGGGAACAGUGUUACAUCACGCGUUGCGGCCACACGUAUUACGAUUGCGCACGCGGCUGAUCGUUGUCAGGAAGCAAACACGCCGAUCUACGCGAAAAGGAUAAAGUAUGAUCAGAGGCAUCCGGUCGCGAGAGACGCUACUGGUCGUCUCCUUCGACAUGUGUAAAUACAAUACGUGGACUCUUCGAAUCGCGACACGCGGUCGUAUCAACCUUAUCAACUGUUUUAACAUAUAAGAUUUUUCCAAAAAAAUAAAAAAUAAAAUGAGCGACAGCGACGUUGUCGAGAAGAGUGACGGAGAAGAGAAAACGGAUCCGGGCGCUAUCAGGCACGGGAACUUCAUGAAUUAUUACCAAUUCCAUCCUGCGGAAGGGCGCGUGCGGCAACUUCCGCGUGGCGUGUGGCAGCGGCAACGGGUCGCUCAUCCGGCCCGGAAAUACGCGGGUCUAGACGUCGGCUGUAACGCCGGGGAUCUCACAUACAUUCUACGAGACUUCCUCGAGGAGACUAUGUCGCGAGAUCAGCCUGAGAUUUCCUUAAUCGGCGUGGAUCUCGACCCGAUCCUGAUCGAGAAAGCGCGCGAGCGUAAUUCGCGCCCGGAUCGCGUGACCUUCGAGUGUCUGGACUUUUUGUCUGAGGAUUGCGGCGAGAUGCUGAGGCGGUAUCUGAUGCAGCUUAAUAAAACGCGAUUCGACGUGGUGUUCUGCUUCUCGAUCACUAUGUGGAUUCACCUGAAUCACGGCGACGACGGCCUGGAGGAGUUUCUGCGAAAGGUCUGCGAGCUGGCGGAAAUGAUCAUUGUUGAGCCGCAGCCUUGGAGAUGUUACAAAAACGCUUCGAGACGACUGCGAAGAGCGAAAUUGGAAGACUUUCCGCUGCUGAAGGAACUGAAAUACACCAGGAAUCCGGUGAAGCACAUAGAAGAUAUUUUGAGGAGACUGUGCGACUUUCAAAGAGUCACUGUUACUGCGGGCAACGAAUGGGGACGCAUGCUUUUAAUUUAUGAAAGGAAACAAGAAUCGUAAAAGAUCAGCAAAUGCUACGUUACAUACAUUAUACAUUCAGGAUCAUAAAUUAGUAUAUAAAAUACAUUCAACGUUGUAUAUCAA